This is a messenger RNA of Arxiozyma heterogenica, 2538 nucleotides long. It is a transcript of the gene NNK1, whose product is annotated as protein kinase NNK1. Gene Ontology annotation, molecular function: calcium/calmodulin-dependent protein kinase activity; ATP binding; calcium-dependent protein serine/threonine kinase activity. Gene Ontology annotation, cellular component: nucleus; cytoplasm. NCBI's taxonomy places the organism in Eukaryota, Fungi, Ascomycota, Saccharomycetes, Saccharomycetales, Saccharomycetaceae. The record is from RefSeq and is a predicted model, not a curated record. The coding region runs from base 1 to 2538 and encodes 845 amino acids. The transcript has a single exon. Gene Ontology annotation, biological process: protein autophosphorylation; intracellular signal transduction; peptidyl-serine phosphorylation.
AUGUUAUCAAGAACAUUAAAAAAUGGGCUAAUCAAUAAAAAUAAUCUUCACAAUACUAAAGUUGAGCAAAAUAGAGAGGAACAGCAUAAUGAUAAGAAUAGUGAGACCACAAUGUUUCAUAGUAAUAUCAGUAAAUCUUAUAAAAGGUUACCCUGGACAGCAAGGUCUAUACCAUCGUCUUCUUCCUCUAAUGAAUCUUCCUUCAUUAUAGGUGAGAAGGUUGAAGAAGGUGUUGCAGAUAUGGAUGAUGAUGAUAAUAAUAAUUUGCUAGUCUUUAAACCAAGAAAUAUUUAUAAAAGAGACAAUGAGCAGAUCCAAAAAGAGAUUAACAGUGAAAAGAAUGAGUAUGUGCCAGAUUUGAACUUUAAUAAAAUUGUUAAAAGAUGGGAAUUGGAAAAUUAUAUAGAUCAACAGGCAAAAAAUAAUAAUAACAAUGAUCAUCAAAAGGAUGAUUCUUUCGGCUUUUCCCCGCAAAGAAUAACUAAUAAAAAUAAUUUUACUCCAGGAAGUAAUAGUAAUAGUGUAUUGGCUUUAAAUGAUAAAUCUGCACAUUCCCAAGUGGAACCGAUCCCACUACCUAGUUUCAAAAAUUCAUGGACUACACCAUCUACUUUAGAGGUCGAAAGAAGGUCUUCUUAUUUAAAUCUUCUGAAUUCUAAUGUUAAUAAUGGUUUCCCCAAUAAAAAUGAUACGGCAAAAUCAAAUAGUGCCAAGAAUACACUAAGACAGGCUCCUAAUUCAUUGGCCCAAAAUCAAAUAUCGUUUUUUAUCCCAAGAUCAAGACGACCUUCCUCCUUACGUGGAUUUUCUUCCCCAAAACAAGGCAUUUCAAAUAUUUUAGAGCUAUACAAUGAUCAUGAUCACUAUUAUGACAAUAAUAAUGAAAUUCCAAGUAAUUCUGACAGUAUAAUUAAAACAUCAAGAACGGCCCCUUUAACUAGAAUAUCGACAGAUACCACUAUGGCAAGUAUUGAUGGAAAUAUGAGUUCUAGGUCUCCUUAUUUAUUAAAUAGUUCAUCUUCUCCCUCAGAAUCAUCUUUAAAUCAAAUGAAUUAUAAUAACACAGUGUUACAUAUGUCAACUAUGCCAAUUGACAUCACAAAGAAUAAAAGUGAUAAGUUGAAGUAUGAUAAUGAGAUGUGUAGACAAUAUUUUAAUAAUAAUAACAGUAAUAAUAAUAAUAAUAAUAGUAAGUUUAAUGGUUAUAUUUCAAUGGAUAAAGAUGAAUUGAUUGCUUUGAUUAAAUUACUUCCAAUUGAUUUUUUAAAUUUACCUUAUUCUCAAAGAAAGGCAAAGAUUCUAGCUGUUUUACCCAAUGAAAAAUCAAAUAAUUACAAAGAAAUUAUGUCUUUAAUUAAGAAAGUUUCCUUAACAUCAUCAAAGAGUAACUCUUCAUUAGGAUCCUUUAAUUUUGAUAUUCCGAAUAGCUUGGACAACGGCAAUGAAAUAUUUAACAAUAAUAAUCAAACUAAUAAUAGUAGUAAAACUUAUUCGAAUUUGGAUAAUAUUUCGAAUUUAUCAAUAAAUAGGCAUAAUUCUGUGGCAUCACAAUAUUUAAGCACAUUUUCACCUGUUAGUACAUCAAUACUGAAUUUAAAUAAUAAUAACAAUAAUAAUAACACUGGAUUAUCUUCAAGUCUGAAAUCAAAUUUUGUAAGACCAAGUGAGAAAGGUAUGCAAUUGUUUAAUCAUACAUUAGAAAGUAUUAUAGGAUAUGGGGCAUGGGGCAUGAUUAGAAAAUGUGUUGAUAAUAAUGAUGGAUCCUUAAGAGCUAUCAAGAUUAUUAAAUUUAAGAAUAAUGAAAAGAUUAAAAAUAGUGUAAUGAGAGAAAUUGAUAUAUGGAGUAAAUUAAAAAAUGAAAAUAUAUUGCCAUUGAUUAAUUAUCAGAUUGACGAUGAUUAUGCAAUGUAUUGUUUAACAGAAUUGGUUGAAGAUGGGACGUUAUAUGAUUUGGUAUUAUCAUGGGAUAAUUUUGCCAAUUCAAAAAUAUCACAUAUUGCACGUUGUAAAAUUGUAAUAAUUUUAUCAAGACAGAUUAUUAGAGCAUUAAAAUAUCUUCAUGAAGAUAUGGGGAUUGUUCAUGGAGAUGUCAAAUUAGAAAAUUGUUUAAUUAAUAAAAAUCAUAAGAAAUCUACACCCAAGAAUUGGAAAGCUAUUAUUUGUGAUUUUGGUAUGAGUUUCAAAGUUGAAGAUUGUUGUGCUAAAGAUAAGGAUUCUCAUAUUGGUUCAUUGCCAUAUGCAUCACCAGAAUUGCUAACGGAUAAUAAUUUAAAUAAAAAGGCAGAUAUUUGGGCAUUUGGUGUCAUGUUAUACACGAUGUUAGUUGGAAGAUUUCCCUUUAAACAUCUUACUGAAUCACAUUUAAGAGAUUUGAUCAAGUCUGGAGAAUAUGAUAAAACACCACUUCACGAAGUUUGUUCAAAUAGGUACAAAGAAUUGGCAGAUAUUGUUACUGGAUGUUUAACCAUAAGGAUUGACCGACGAUGGGAUUUGAAAACUAUUGAAGAUAAGUUGGAUUAUUUAUAUAAGAAAAAGUAG